Molecule: messenger RNA, 729 nt
Organism: Poecilia latipinna (sailfin molly)
Lineage: Eukaryota; Metazoa; Chordata; Actinopteri; Cyprinodontiformes; Poeciliidae
Product: peripheral myelin protein 22-like
Exons: 5
Coding region: 184-648 (154 amino acids)
Cellular component (GO): plasma membrane
Source: RefSeq, a predicted model, not a curated record
CAGGGCCUGCAGGGCGGUGUUCUCAGACUGAUUGGGCUGCAUGAGACACAUCUGGAAUAGUAACUGCAGAGAGAGAGAGGCGAGAGGAGCAGAAGCGCUACGGUUCUUUCCCAACUCUUCACUUCUCUUCAACACGCCCUUUUUCACUGAAAACUUCUGCUCUACCUUUUAUCUGCAUCCAACAUGCUGUGCAUUCUUUUGGGAGUGCUUGCUUUGCACCUCCUCGUUUUCAUUCUCCUCAUUGUGUCUACAGCAUCCAGUCAAUGGAGUUUAGAAAAAGAAGGACACACCGAUCUUUGGUAUAACUGCCACUCAGAUCAGAACGGCUACCACUGUUUACAGGCCAGCACUGGAGAUUGGAUCCAGGCUGUGCAGGCCCUGAUGAUCCUGGCUGUAGUCUUUUGCUUCGUCUCCCUGUUAGCUUUCGCUUAUCAGCUGUUCAGACUGUUUAAGGGCGGACGCUUCUACUUCACCUCCAUCUUCCAGAUCUUGGCGAGUGUUUUUGUGAUGUGCGCAGCGAUUAUCUACACCGUGAUGAGACCAAGGAGUGAGAGAGACUAUGGCUACUCUUACGUGCUGGCCUGGGUGGCUUUCCCUCUGAGUCUCAUCAGUGGUCUCAUUUAUCUCAUACUGAGGAAGAAGGAUUGAGAGCAGAGAAAGCUGGGGGAGAAAAGAAAAGAGUUUGGAGACUCGUCAUCACAACAUCGCACUGUGCCAACUGCACUCACA